Athene cunicularia (burrowing owl) is the source of this 2767-nucleotide messenger RNA. It is a transcript of the gene KBTBD12, whose product is annotated as kelch repeat and BTB domain containing 12. The transcript is spliced from 6 exons. The record is from RefSeq and is a predicted model, not a curated record. Lineage: Eukaryota; Metazoa; Chordata; Aves; Strigiformes; Strigidae. The coding region runs from base 226 to 2085 and encodes 619 amino acids. Gene Ontology annotation, molecular function: protein binding.
GACAUUAAAGCAGCUCCUUGUCCCAGCCAGGAGCCCAGCGCGAGCUAUUUAUAACCCUGGCACCUCAGUGCUUCACCAGAAGCUCUCUGCUGCUGUCGAGAUCUCUCUUUCCCUCUCCCACACACUCUCCCAGACACCUGCCGCUCCCAGCGUCGGAAAGAAACAUUCCUGAUGAAGACCUUGAAUUCUGAGGAGAUUUAAAAACAAGAAGUUUGGAGACCAACCAUGGAUCAUAAGCCGGAGGAGAGAAGAAAGCAGAGGCAUAGCUUGACUUUAUUGGAACAAGUAAAGAGAAUGAAAGAAUCAACAGAGAUAAUUGACGUCGUCCUAGUUGCGGAAGGUGAGAAAUUCCCCUGCCAUAAGGUAGUGCUGGCUGCCUUCAGUCCCUACUUCAAAGCCAUGUUUACCUGUGGCCUGGUUGAAUGCACGCAAAGAGAAGUGGUACUGUAUGACAUCUCUGCAGAGAGCGUGUCGGUCAUACUCCAUUACAUGUACAGUGCAGAACUGCACCUCACUAAUCAGAAUGUGCAGACUGUUGCGCUUGCUGCGUACUUCACACAGAUGAAAGAUGUUUGCAGUAUGUGUCAGAAGUACAUGAUGGACCAUAUGGAUGCUUCCAACUGUGUGGGCAUCUACUACUUUGCAAACCAUAUUGGGGCAGAAGAUUUAUGUGAUCAAGCGAGGAAAUACUUAUACCAGCAUUUUGCUGAGGUGAGCUUACAGGAAGAAAUAUUAGAGAUUGAAUUCCAGCAGCUGUUGACUCUCAUAAAAUCAGAUGAUCUGAAUAUUUCCAGGGAGGAGACCAUUUUGGACCUUGUCAUUAGAUGGGUCAAGCACAGCAGAAAGUCACGUGUAGAUCACCUUAUUGAGCUCCUGAAGCAAGUGAGACUGGUACUUGUCAGCCCUUCCUUUCUUGUGGAAGCCCGGAAGAGGAACACAAUGAUUCUGUGCAACUCAGAAUGCAAUGAUAUGUUUGAGGAAGCACUGAAAACCAUCAGACUAUCCAUCCACCCCUCUCUCAGCCUGCGAUACGGCAUGGAAACUACUGAUCUCUUACUCUGCAUCGGCAACAAUUCUCUUGGCAUUAGGUCAAGACACGGUAGCUAUGCAGAAGCCAGUUUUUGUUACGCUCCUGUGACAAAAAAGACUUACUUCAUUUCAUCUCCAAAGUAUGGAGAGGGUUUAGGAUGCGUUUGCACUGGUGUCGUCACUGAGAAAAAUGAUAUUAUUGUGGCAGGCGAGGCAAGCGCCACCAAAAUGUCUAGACAAAAGACCAGGAACAUCGAAAUUUAUAGAUACCACCCACGAGGAAACCAGUUCUGGCACAGCCUGUGCACCACUCAGCUCCGUGAACUCUAUGCAUUGGGCACUAUCCAUAACGAUCUCUAUGUGAUAGGAGGGCAGAUGAAAGUGAAAAAUCAGUUUCUGGUCACGAACUGUGUGGAGAGGUAUUCCAUGGAGCAAGGCACCUGGAGAAGCACGGCGCCUCUUCCAGUGCUGUUAGCCUGCCAUGUGGCAGUGACGGUGAAGAAUAAGCUCUACGUGCUGGGAGGUUGGACACCACAGAUGGAUCUGCCUGACGAUGAGCCGGAUCGAUUAAGUAACAGAACGUUUCGGUACGACCCGGGCCAAGACAAAUGGACAGAAGGCACGCCGAUGAAGUACUCCAAAUACCGCUUCAGCACAGCCGUAGUCAACAGCGAGAUUUAUGUCUUGGGAGGAAUUGGGUGCCUUGGUCUAGACAGAGGACAGACACGGAAAUGUCUUGAUGCGGUGGAGAUUUACAACCCUGAUGGAGACUUCUGGAGGGAUGGACCCCCUCUGCCUUCUCCCCUCCUCUCCUUACGAACAAACUCUACCAGCGCAGGCUGUGUGGAAGGGAAGCUGUACCUCUGCGGAGGAUUUCACGGAGCAGCUCGUCAUGAAGUUAUCACCAAAGAGAUCCUCGAGCUGGAUACAUGGGAGAACCAGUGGAACGUGGUGGCCAUCAACGUCCUCAUGCACGACAGCUAUGAUGUUUGCCUUGUUGCUAGGCUGAACCCGCGGGAUCUUAUCCCUCCUCCCCCCGAUUUAGUGGACCAAUAGAAGUUCAGUGAUGCUCAGUGCUUCCAGGUUCUGCAGAAACUGAAGAAUUUGGAGAGACAAAUGCUGCACUGGCUCCGGAUGACAGCUGAGUCCCGUGGAGAGGAGCCGGCAACAUGUGCUUAAGGACAGAACUGCCUUUGAGCUGCGCUUCUCAGAUGAUGCUUGAUUUGCUAGUACUGGUACCCUGGACUUCUGCGACUAAAAGUCAAGGUUGCCCAGCCUUUGUGUGUGGCUCUUCAUCUUUCAUCUGCCUGUGUGAGCUCCAGUGUUGGGUGCAGCCUGGGCUUCUGGGACCCUUUCCCUCACAGGCACAGUGGCAGCCCAGGGUUCAUUUCACAGCAGAGCACAACAUAUGAUGGAAAGCUCUAGUCAGGGAAAUCCCUCCUUUGCUCUUCAUCCCACCUGGUUGUACUAAGCUACUGAGGAAAAAACAGUCAAGCUAUAUCAAAGGGCCAGACUGUACUGCAGCAGCAGAGGGAAAACAGAGCAGAGCCUUUGUUUGUUUUAAACAAAAAACCAUUAGCCAAGGUUCAUUAGCCAAGUACACAAGCUACUGCAAAUAUUAUCUAACUCACAGACAGGACAGUCAAAAGAUCCUGUCUUUGCCAACAGAGCUGAGCCUGUGCUAGUAGAAAUCUAGUCUUUUGGCAACAAGUCACAAGUGAGCCCUCCAGCAGUGUCU